Messenger RNA from Colletotrichum phormii, 1317 nucleotides. RefSeq lists its product as uncharacterized. Lineage: Eukaryota; Fungi; Ascomycota; Sordariomycetes; Glomerellales; Glomerellaceae. The record is from RefSeq and is a predicted model, not a curated record. The transcript has a single exon. The coding region runs from base 1 to 1317 and encodes 438 amino acids.
AUGGAGACGGAGCAAUUAGCCGUCAGCCUCGAUGGGCUGAGGGCCAUUGCCGAUGCCACCUUUCGAUUGACCUUCAGCUUCGCCAAAAGUGAGAGCAGGUUGAAGUCGGAGAUCCGGAGCGUCGCCGACGAGAUACAAGACAUUGCGGGCUUGUUGCACCGACUAUCGCUACUGGUAUCAGGACUUGGAGAAAACGAGGACCAAAUUUCGGACGUGAACACCACCCCGACCCCGCUGAUCUCAUGCCGCCGCACUUUGGAACGACUAGAGGGAUCGCUGAGGAGACGGACACAUGAAUCGGACGGCGACGGACAUGAACAAAAAGGGCGCACCGAUCUCAAGUGGCCAUUCACGACUGCUUGGACGGCAGAUCUCUUGAACGAGCUUGGCGAGCACAAGCAGACAAUUUCGAGAGGGUUGUAUGCAGAUUCAGUCGAAGAACUGCUGCAAAUACUAUCAAAAGGAAAGUCUGCGAUGGUCAUAAGUGAUGAAGACUGGGUGUCAGAAGCUUUUACCGACUUUCUCCAAUCCACUGGCCAUUACUCUGGUAGUAUCUACAAAGUUCUCAACCGCUUCAUCCGCGUUCGUGAAGAAGACUACAUCAAGAUACAAAAACGAUACAAGCACUUCCAUAUACAGACAGACCUUUUUCAAGACCAACAAUUCGAAGCUUGGCUAAGUAAGGGAGGAUCACACCUUUGGCUCACAGCUCCUCCAGGCUGUGGGAGAACGGCAUUCACUGGGGCACUAGUACGGGAAACCUUCCAGCGACGCCGUCCAAACACAAUCGUUGUGCCAAUCUACUUAGAGAUUCUACAAAGCUAUGGCCAGAAUCUCAGCCUACUUGGCACCAUCGUUGCUCAGGUAGCGCGCCAGAGCCAGAGCGCGUUCGAACUGCUGAGCCAAUAUCGUCAAAGUGGCGAACCAACGAUGCUGCACGACAAGGUCGGCCGGGAAGAACUUAUAGCGCUGCUUUGGCAGAUGUCAAAAUCAUUCGACCACGUGUUGGUUAUCGUCGACUGCGAUAGGCACAGGGCAUUUGGCAUCAUGCAGAUUAUUACGACGUUGAUCAAAGACUCAAAGGAACUCGCGCCCAAUUUCAGCCUAGCAGUUGUUUCUCAAGAUUACGAGAUCGUUCGAGAUUCUUGGAAUGAACUUAGUACUCACGUCGAGAUCACACCAACCGUGGCUUGCUUACAAACUUUUGCUGCCACCGAAUUAGAAAGACGAGUCAGGACCGGGGCUCUGCGGCUCGAAAGGCCAGCGAUGAAGGAUGAUGCGAUUCGCAAACUCAGCGUUGUUGAUGAUUACGUGUAA